GGUGGAGGGCGAGGAGGAGGAGGAGGAGGAGGAAGGGGACGGAGACGAGGGCGAGGGUGGUAAGGGCGGCGGUACCGGAGCCGGUGCUGCUUCCUCGCAAGCUCGUUAUUCUCCCAAGUACGAGGUGCGCAAGAGCCAUAUCGUCGAUGCGAGGAUGCCUCGUGCCUUGCCAACGAGACGAGGCCUGCAGGCUUUGGCCCUCGUACUUGCUACCGCCUAUGUCACCAUUCUCCUCUACCAGGCAGUGGCACCUCGUCAGUGGAUCGAAGAGAUAAGCAGCGAGGUCAACGGUAGAAACGAGCCCUUGAUCGAAGUAUCCGCGCCGAGAAGGAUCGUAAUCGGCGAAGGAGGCUCGGCGAUGACCCCACCGCUCGCCACGGCCACGAUGGUACCCUUCUCGACGAAUCUGGAUGACGUGUUUAUCAGCGUCAAAACUACCAAGCACUAUCAUCGUUCUCGUUUGCCGGCCAUCAUCGGCACAUGGUUCCAAUUUGCCAAGGAUCAGACGUGGUUUUUCACCGAUCGAGAGGAUCCAUACUUUCAGAAUCAAACGAACGGCCACAUGAUCGAUACCAAGUGUUCGUCCUCUCACAAUAGACGAGCCCUUUGCUGCAAGAUGUCCGUCGAGUUUGACAGAUUUCUCGAGAGCGGUCGAAAGUGGUUCUGCCACUUCGAUGACGAUAAUUACGUGAACGUACCACGCCUUCUGAAGCUCCUGGACAAUUACAACCCACGGGAGGAUUGGUAUCUCGGCAGGCCUUCGAUACCAGCCCCUUUGGAAAUCAUCAGGCAGGGACCAGAGCCAUCGAAACGACCGCAAAAGGUCAGAUUCUGGUUCGCUACGGGCGGAGCUGGAUUUUGCAUCAGCAGAGCGUUAGCCCUGAAAAUGACGCCGCUCGCUGGAGGCGGAAAGUUCAUCACCGUAGGCGAUAGGAUCAGGCUACCCGAUGACGUAACCAUGGGAUAUAUCAUCGAGUACCUUUUGAAGAAGCAGCUGACGGUGAUCGAGCAAUUUCAUUCGCAUUUGGAGCCGAUGAAGUUCCUCAACAAGGACACCUUUCACGAGCAGGUAUCUUUCAGCUACUCGAAAGGCGCACGAGACGAGUGGAAUAUUUUGAAAAUCGAUGGAUUCGAUACGAAGGAGGAUCCAAGAAGAUUCAAAUCCAUCCACUGUCAUCUCUUCCCACAUCUACCGAAUUGUCCGCACAGGUGAUGAUAUCAGAGACGACGAGAGUCUUUAAUGAACGAAAGAAGAAACGUGGAAGGAGAUUCGUUGACGAGAAUGCGUAUUUUCUGAAUCAAAUCCGAUCUCGAAUCGCUCAGAUUUUUUGUUUUCUUUUUUCAUCGAUCGGUAAUACGAGCCGAUAACGAAAUUAAGGCGAUAAGAUAUUCCCUUACUUCCUUGUCUUUCUUGCCGUUCGUAAUAUUUCAUGUAGAUAAGGAAGAUGCACGUUCUCGAAGAGCGUUAGACGAUGAUGCCUUUAACCGUGGAAAUAUUUGAACAAUUUGUACAUCAGUUUCGUUAACUCGCUUACACAGAAAGUAAUUAAGGUAAGAAUGUAAUUAGUCGUUUAAUUCUUCGUAGGCCCGACGUCUACUCGCUUUAAGCAUUUAAUGAUAAAUUUUAGUGAAUUUUUCUUUUUUUUUUUUUUAAGAAAAAUAUUAAGGAUAUCGACGUUUCGUAAGAUAAAUUUGGAAUAGUGAUUCGCAAAAUUGCGUAAUACGAUAAUCGAUCUCUUUCGCGAGAGUUAAAAUUAUCAUAUAUAUAUAUAUAUGUAUAUAUAUGUAUAUGUAUGUAUGCAUGUAUGUACGUACGUACGUAAGGAACUCGCAUAUCUUACGUUAAGAAAGCGAAAAAGAUGUAUUUAAAGCGCAUGAAUCGAGAAGUUUGUACAUAAUCAUAAAAUAGGCGACAAAUGACGUGCGCGUUUCUCGCGUCCGAGAAACGAAAUUAUUUCACGCUAGUCCAUCGCGAGGAGAAGUUUGUAAAUCGUUGGCGCCUGCAUGCGCGAGUAUAUUACAAAAGUGAUACAUAUCUGUACAUAACGAGUAAGAAUCGAUAGAGCGACAUGUUUGAUAUAGGCUCCUCUUGCGACGUAUAUGUUACUUUUUGACGGAAAAUCGAAGCGACGAGCGUAUGGUGUGCAAUAUGCGCGAUUUUUUUUUUCAGAAUAUUUGCCUGAAUUAUGGCAAUUUUUAUUUUUUCCAACUUCUCACUUGUAAUUGGGACCAAUAGUCGAAAGAUUUUUCUUCAUAGUUUUCUUUCCUUUUUUUUUUUUUUCUUUGCACCAUAGACGUUUCCUGUUUCGGAUAUUUUCUAAUUUAUUUGCAUUUAACGUAAGCCGAUUGAAAUAUUAAACGCGUAUGAAACGUUCGUGCGAUUCGAAUAAGAUGGAUAACGAAGAAAUCAGGUCGGCCUGUACACGUAGUAGAAAAUUUAUGGUGGUGCUGGAAACACGAGAUGUACAAUUACGUUGCGCAAUGAUGUUUUAUAUAAGCUGUACAUAAACCAAA
Molecule: messenger RNA, 2514 nt
Organism: Vespula pensylvanica (western yellowjacket)
Lineage: Eukaryota; Metazoa; Arthropoda; Insecta; Hymenoptera; Vespidae
Gene: fng
Product: fringe glycosyltransferase
Exons: 10
Coding region: 155-1213 (352 amino acids)
Biological process (GO): regulation of Notch signaling pathway
Cellular component (GO): membrane
Molecular function (GO): O-fucosylpeptide 3-beta-N-acetylglucosaminyltransferase activity
Source: RefSeq, a predicted model, not a curated record